Molecule: messenger RNA, 4840 nt
Organism: Drosophila pseudoobscura
Lineage: Eukaryota; Metazoa; Arthropoda; Insecta; Diptera; Drosophilidae
Product: putative leucine-rich repeat-containing protein DDB_G0290503
Exons: 2
Coding region: 149-4744 (1531 amino acids)
Source: RefSeq, a predicted model, not a curated record
UCAUAUUAGUUUUCAUGCUUUCAGUUCGAGCAAGCAAAGUAAUCUUGUUAUAAAAGUCAUCCCUGAAUAGGGUAAAAUCUCGUCAUACGAGUAUACUGAACAAACUAGAAUCCAUUGAAACAGCACCCAUCCCAUCUUCUCUCGCUUGAUGGAUACAGAUGAUCGCAAGUGUUGCUCGAAUUCACAGGAUGAGAUGCCGCCACAGAGCAAGAAAAAGCUACGGAAGAAAGUCCAUAAGAUUCUAUCUCCUAGUGAUCUAAGAACAUUGCAAUGGCUUACGGAGAAAACUCCAAUCCAGGAGAAGACUAAGGUUCAGAAAACACAUCACAGAUCUGUCCUAGUGCAGCGGUCCAGUAAUCCUGACAAGAUUAUGCAUUCGCAUGCGAAUCCUCACACUGAUACCCAUGCAGAGGAUGAUCAGAAUCGGCAGAGCACCUCCAAGAUGAUGCAGAAACAUCUGCAGAAAGAAUACCAGAAGCCCCCUAAGAAAGAUCCACAUGAGGAUCCUCUUCAGAAGGCGACUCAUGAUCAGUUCAAGCAGAAGCAACCGGAGGAGUAUCGAGUGUCUGCAUAUCAUAAUUCUAUAAAGAAGCAUUCGCAUGAGAAUCCUCCCACGGAAACCCAGAUAGAGGACGAUCAGAAUCGCCAAAGUACCUCCAAGAUGAUGCAGAAAAAUCUGCAGAAAGUAUACCAGAAACACCCUAAGAAGGAUCCGUAUGAGGAUCAUACUCAGAAGCCGUGUCAAGAUCAGAUCAAUCAGAAGCCACCGGAGGAGUAUCGAGUGUCUGCGUAUUAUAAUUCUAUAAAGAAGCACUCGCAUGAGAAUCCUCCCACGGAAACCCAGACAAAAGAUGAUCAGAAUCGCCAGAGUACCUCCAAGACGAUGCAGAAAAAUCUGCAGAAAGUAUACCAGAAACCCCCUAAGAAGGAUCCGUAUAAGGAUCAUACUCAGAAGCCGUGUCAAGAUCAGCUCAAGCAGAAACCAUCGGAGGAGUAUCGGGUGUCUCUGAAUCAUAAAUCUACAAAGAAGAAUUAUCCUGAAAGCCCACAGAAUAUGCAGCAGUCCUUGCCACAGUCAUCUGAUGAGCAGCCCCCUAAAAAUCCAGACAAUAUUAUGCAGCAAUAUCUGCAGACGGAAUACCAGAAGCCCCCUAAGAAGGAUCCGUAUGAGGAUCAUACUCAGAAGCCGUGUCAAGAUCAGAUCAAUCAAAAGUCACCGGAGGAGUAUCGAGUGUCUGCGUAUUAUAAUUCUAUAAAAAAGCACUCGCAUGAGAAUCCUCCCACGGAAACCCAGACAGAGGAUGAUCAGAAUCGCCUGAGUACCUCCAAGAUGAUGCCGAAAAAUCUGCAGAAAGUAUACCAGAAACCCCCUAAGAAGGAUCCGUAUGAGGAUCAUACUCAGAAGCCGUGUCAAGAUCAGCUCAAGCAGAAACCAUCGGAGGAGUAUCGGGUGUAUGCGUAUCAUAAUUCUAUAAAGAAGCAUUCCAUUGAGAAUCCUCCCACGGAAACCCAGAUAGAGGACGAUCAGAAUCGCCAGAGUACCUCCAAGAUGAUGCAGAAAAAUCUGCAAAAAUUAUACCAGAAACACCAUAAGAAGGAUCCGUAUGAGGAUCAUACUCAGAAGCCGUGUCAAGAUCAGCUCAAGCAGAAACCAUCGGAGGAGUAUCGGGUGUAUGCGUAUCAUAAUUCUAUAAAGAAGCACUCGCAUGAGAAUCCUCCCACGGAAACCCAGACAGAGGAUGAUCAGAAUCGCCAGAGUACCUCCAAGAUGAUGCAGAAAAAUCUGCAGAAAGUAUACCAGAAACCCCCUAAGAAGGAUCCGUAUAAGGAUCAUGCUCAGAAGCCGUGUCAAGAUCAGCUCAAGCAGAAACCAUCGGAGGAGUAUCGGGUGUCUGCGUAUCAUAAUUCUAUAAAGAAGCACUCGCAUGAGAAUCCUCCCAUGGAAACCCAGACAGAGGAUGAUCAGAAUCGCCAGAGUACCUCCAAGACGAUGCAGAAAAAUCUGCAGAAAGUAUACCAGAAACCCCCUAAGAAGGAUCCGUAUGAGGAUCAUACUCAGAAGCCGUGUCGAGAUCAGAUCAAUCAGAAGCCACCGGAGGAGUAUCGAGUGUCUGCGUAUUAUAAUUCUAUAAAGAAGCACUCGCAUGAGAAUCCUCCCACGGAAACCCAGACAAAAGAUGAUCAGAAUCGCCAGAGUACCUCCAAGACGAUGCAGAAAAAUCUGCAGAAAGUAUACCAGAAGCCCCCUAAGAAGGAUCCGUAUGAGGAUCAUACUCAGAAGCCGUGUCAAGAUCAGCUCAAGCAGAAACCAUCGGAGGAGUAUCGGGUGUCUCUGAAUCAUAAAUCUACAAAGAAGAAUUAUCCUGAAAGGCCUCAGAAUAUGCAAAAGUCCUUACAACAGUCAGCUAAUGAGCAGCCUCCUAAAAAUCCAGACAAUAUUAUGCAGCAAAAUCUGCAGACGGAAUACCAGAAACCCCCUAAGAAGGAUCCGUAUGAGGAUCAUCCUCAGAAGCCGUGUCAAAAUCAGAUCAAUCAGAAGCCAUCGGAGGAGUAUCGGGUGUCUCUGAAUCAUAAAUCUACAAAGAAGAAUUAUCCUGAAAGGCCUCAGAAUAUGCAAAAGUCCUUACAACAGUCAUCUAAUGAGCAGCAUCCUAAAAAUCCAGACAAUAUUAUGCAGCAAAGUCUGCAGACGGAAUACCAGAAACCCCCUAAGAAGGAUCCGUAUGAGAAUCAUGCUCAGAAGCCGUGUCAAAAUCAGAUCAAUCAGAAGCCAUCGGAGGAGUAUCGGGUGUCUCUGAAUCAUAAUUCUACAAAGAAGAAUUAUCCUGAAAGGCCUCAGAAUAUUCAAAAGUCCUUACAACAGUCAUCUAAUGAGCAGCCUCCUAAAAAUCCAGACAAUAUUAUGCAGCAAAAUCUGCAGACGGAGUACCAGAAACCCCCUAAGAAGGAUCCGUAUAAGGAUCAUACUCAGAAGCCGUGUCAAAAUCAGAUCAAUCAGAAGCCAUCGGAGGAGUAUCGGGUGUCUCUGAAUCAUAAUUCUACAAAGAAGAAUUAUCCUGAAAGGCCUCAGAAUAUGCAAAAGUCCUUACAACAGUCAUCUAAUGAGCAGCCGCCUAAAAAUCCAGACAAUAUUAUGCAGCAAAAUCUGCAGACGGAGUACCAGAAACCCCCUAAGAAGGAUCCGUAUAAGGAUCAUACUCAGAAGCCGUGUCAAGAUCAGCUCAAGCAGAAACCAUCGGAGGAGUAUCGGGUGUCUCUGAAUCAUAAAUCUACAAAGAAGAGUUAUCCUGAAAGCCCUCAGAAUAUGCAGCAGUCCUUGCAACAGUCAUAUGAUGAGCAGCCCCCUAAAAAUCCAGACAAUUUUAUGCAGCAAAAUCUGCAGACGGAAUACCAGAAACCCCCUAAGAAGGAUCCGUAUGAGGAUCAUCCUCAAAAGCCGUGUCAAAAUCAGAUCAAUCAGAAGCCAUCGGAGGAGUAUCGGGUGUCUCUGAAUCAUAAAUCUACAAAGAAGAAUUAUCCUGAAAGCCCUCAGAAUAUGCAGCAGUCCUUGCAACAGUCAUCUGAUGAGCAGCCCCCUAAAAAUCCAGACAAUUUUAUGCAGCAAAAUCUGCAGACGGAGUACCAGAAACCCCCUAAGAAGGAUCCGUAUAAGGAUCAUACUCAGAAGCCGUGUCAAGAUCAGCUCAAGCAGAAACCAUCGGAGGAGUAUCGGGUGUCUCUGAAUCAUAAAUCUACAAAGAAGAAUUAUUCUGAAAGCCCUCAGAAUAUGCAGCAGUCCUUACAACAGUCAUCUAAUGAGCAACAGUCGCAGUCGAAUCAAUCACAGAAGCAGCGUUUCUCGAAUGCUCCUCAGGAGCAGGCACAGCUUAAUCUACGCGCGAAUAAAUGGAUUCAUAGCGAAAGCAGCUCAAAAACUACAGUCGUCCCAGUGACAGGUUCUCAGUGCAAUGUCCGCCUGGUACCGGCAAGCCCAGAGUUAGCCAAAGAGAAUGCUAUCGACGUGCUUUAUAGGAGCGGGGACCAUCUCCAACCAUCAUUCAUGGUCGAUAAAACCAAGGAACAUUUUCCAGAUUCUGCCGUUGAACUGAAUAAGAAUACAUCGGAUAAUCACAUGGAAUGCGAGUGUUGCGAAAAGGAGAACCCCGAGAUGGGAUCCAAAUACAAGCUGUUCAGAGACGAGAAUCAGAUGCCUUGUACGGAGACCAAUUCCUCUAGAUCGAAUCAAAUCAGUGUGAGGGACGGGAACGAGCUGCUUUCCUUGGUCCGCAACGAGAUAGAAUUGCAAUCGGUUUUUAUGAAAUUUACUGAUGAUCUGGUGUUGCAUGCAAAGAAGAUGGGCUUUUUGGCUCAGGAUCAUCCUCAGAAGCCGUGUCAAGAUCAGUUCAAGCAGCAAUCGCAGGAAGAGUGUAAGGAGUCAUUCUUUUGCAAUUCUUCUAAACAACAGUCGCAUUCGAAUCAAUCACAGAAGCAGAGUUUCUCGAAUGCUCCUCAGGAGCUGUCUGCUAACAAAUCGGACACCUUGAGUAUGAAGAAGAAAGCCCAGGAGAAGGUGCUUCUGGGGAUAAUAGAUCAAAUAGUGAGUUCGAAGGUCAUCAGUCCCAUGGUUCACAAGAUACAAAAACAGUAUAUUCAAAAUCUACGACACGAGAUCUCUCUGGUGGAUUAUUUGGAGCGGGUGCCGGUUCUCGUCAGUGAGGUCUGUAAGGGAGCAGUUAAUUUGGAAGAGAGCAAAGUUUCAAAAUAACUCCAGACCUUUUUUAAUUAUUACGACCUUUGCUUUAUAUAUUUUCUAAGCGUUUCUUAAAAAAAAAAUUAAAAACCAAAUAGGGAGUUUAAAUUA